Messenger RNA from Malurus melanocephalus (red-backed fairy wren), 966 nucleotides. It is a transcript of the gene ATP5PB, whose product is annotated as ATP synthase peripheral stalk-membrane subunit b. The transcript has 7 exons. The record is from RefSeq and is a predicted model, not a curated record. Gene Ontology annotation, molecular function: proton transmembrane transporter activity. NCBI's taxonomy places the organism in Eukaryota, Metazoa, Chordata, Aves, Passeriformes, Maluridae. Bases 123 to 881 code for a protein of 252 amino acids. Gene Ontology annotation, biological process: proton motive force-driven ATP synthesis.
CCCCCGCCGCGUUCUCGCGAGAGCCGCCAUCUCAGCGCCUUUGGCGGCGGCGGCGGUCACCGCACGGGCGCUCACUGCCGCCGCUCCUCACGGUGCUCGCCGCUUUUCUCCGUGCUCCUGCCAUGCUGUCCCGCCUCGUCCUGCGCGCCGCCCCCGCCGCCCUCAGGGCGCUGCCGCCGCCCGCCGCUGUGGGGGUGUUGCACGCCACAAGACCACUGCACACAACUCAGCAGAGUUUGGCUCCUGUGUCACCUCURCCCGAGAAGGGAGGAGAAGUUCGUCAUGGUUUGAUCCCUGAGGAGUUUUUCCAGUUUCUGUACCCUAAAACAGGAGUUACAGGGCCCUACAUGCUGGGCACUGGCCUCCUGCUUUACUUUCUUUCCAAGGAGAUCUACGUCAUUAACCACGAGACAGCAGCAGCUGCCUGCAUAUUGACAGUCAUCAUUUAUGGCAUCAAGAAGUUUGGGCCUAGUGUUGCAGCUUUUGCUGACAAACUUAAUGAGGAGAAAAUAGCCACAGCUCAAGCCAUGAAGAACGAGGCCAUCCAGACCCUGCAGACAGCCAUUGAACAGGAGAAGAAGGAGCAGUGGAGGGCUGAAGGCCGCAGUUAUCUCUUCGAUGCCAAACGGAACAACAUUGCAAUGCUGCUGGAAGCCAACUACAGGGAGCGGUUACUGAUGGUGUACAACGAGGUGAAGAAGAGGCUGGACUAUCAGGUGGCCAUGCAGACCCUGAAGAGGCAGAAGGAGCAGGACCACAUGAUCCAGUGGGUGGAGAAGAAUGUUAUUCAGAGCAUCACACCUCAACAGCAGAAGGACAGCAUUGCCAAGUGCAUCCUGGACCUGAAGGCGCUGUCCAAGAGYGCCCAAGCAGCUGUGUGAGCACGUCUGAGCCCACUGACCUGUCCCAAUGCCUACUGUUGGAAACUCUAUGACUCUAAAAUCUCAUUAAACAAAGAAAAAACAA